AGUGUGACAGCUUACGUCACGCAUAACAAACAUGGCGGCGCUCUGUAGGACACAGCUUCGCGGUGUGUUGGAAGAGACUUAUUAAAACGCUCUCUAUGGAGACUUUACACGGUGAACACACACUGUGAUUGUCUGUGAAUUAGCGGAGUGUUAAAUUCAACGUAGAACACAUCGGGAGAGAUGGGGCUGGAGCGUCUGUGUGGAGUGUUGGAGUUUUGCUCCAGGCGGCUCCGACUCGUUAACAUCCAGCGCAAAGUGUCAUUCUGUAGAAACACGUCCAUGUUGGCUCAGCCUUCACCCAGCAGCGGCCUGUCUACCCGGGUCUCAUGUCCACCGGGGCUGUGCUGGGGGACAUCGGUCCAGUCGAGCCGCCACGCCGCCCACAGGCAGCUGACAGCCCGCCGCAGCCUCUCCAGCUUCGCCCAGCCCUCCAGAGACGUCGUCCUGUUCGACCACGACCGGACCCGCUUCUUUCAGCUGCUGUCCGUCUUCUGCGGGGGACAGCUCGUCUUCUGGACCUACCUGGCUCACUUCGCCUACACGGGGCUCAGGAACACAGCGGGCACGGCAGAGAAAGGGACAGCCAAGACGACGUCCACCACCACCACCGGGCUGGCUGGGAUGUGGAGCUUUGAGAUGAACCUGGGGUCAAACAUCUGGAGGUACGGCUUCACGCUGGGAUGCCUGGCAGUCGGUGCCGGGAUCGUGGUGCUCGGGACUUUGUUUUGCCGACGCUCUGUGUGCAAGGUGGUCUUACAUCAAGGUGGGAGGAUGGUGACAGUCGGGACACAGUCGCCUUUGGGAGCAAGUCAAGGCCGGAGAAUAACUGUCCCGCUGUCCGAGGUGGCCUGUCACGCUCACAGGCAGCAGUCACCCUCAUUCAUCCCCCUCAGGGUCAAAGGACACAAGUUCUACUUCCUCCUGGACAAAGAGGGGACCCUGAACAACGCCAGGCUGUUUGACAUCACUGUCGGGGCAUUCCGGCACGUUUAACAUGGUGUUGGGCACCAAAAAGCAAAUAAAAAAAACUAUGGAAGACUGAUCAACAAAUCUAAUUUUACACAACGAUGGUAUCCCAGUUUCUGUUUGAUUGUUUCUCAGCAUGAAAAUAAAAUCUGUAAGCUCAAGACUUCUAGUUUAUUUAUCACUACUAUGACAUGAGAUAUUUGUUAACACUCUUUAGUGCUAAGGCAACACAUAAGGUGCAUAAUUGAUCAAUAAAAUCUGUUAAUUAAUCUUUCUUCAAGCAAUUAAAUCAAACAUUCCAGUUUCACAACUGUAAGGACUUGCUGCGUUUCUGGUCUCGUGAUAUUUAAUUGAAGACAAUUCAAAUUAAAAUAAUUGUUAGUUGCAACCAAUCACUGUCAUUAUGAACAGAUAGAUUUUCAAAGAAUAGUACAUUUGUGAAAUUUUAAAGUCUGAAAAGUAUUGAAUCUUUAAAUUUAUUUAAAAAUGACCAGUGUGUGUAAUUGCCAAUUUAAUCCAGUUAAAUUAACUGUUUAAACAAAACUGUUGCGAGAUUAAACUACUUGUUUUAGUGCUG
This is a messenger RNA of Limanda limanda (common dab), 1543 nucleotides long. RefSeq names its product transmembrane protein 223 (gene tmem223). Gene Ontology annotation, biological process: nervous system development. Bases 181 to 993 code for a protein of 270 amino acids. NCBI's taxonomy places the organism in Eukaryota, Metazoa, Chordata, Actinopteri, Pleuronectiformes, Pleuronectidae. The record is from RefSeq and is a predicted model, not a curated record. Gene Ontology annotation, cellular component: mitochondrion. The transcript has a single exon.